UUUAAAUUGUUGGCAGCGAUUUUGACGAAAUAGUUCGUUUCCCGUUGAUUUUAGCAGGUUACUGCGUGCUGAGUUGGUAGCAGUUUUCUUCAGUUGGAAAUAAGACUGCACACUUGUUCUGCAUCUUCAUUUGAUGUACAUAUAGCAGUUGUAAACAUGGGGUUGGUUUGGAGUUCAAACCGAGACAAAUUUGAGAACAUUUUGCAGGAGGAUGGAGGGAAAACUUGUUUAUCUUCUGUGGAUGACAGCUGGGAUGAUUCCGAGGAAAGCUUCUAUGAAACUGUUGAGAGGCAAUCACAGUCAUCAAGUUGUGAUAAUCUUGUGCUAAAACUCGAGAUCGACUCUGAAAAUUUUGGUAAAGAAUCGCCGACAACAACGUGUACUCCACGCGAUGUACAACAUGAAGAAAAUAUUUCACAGCCUGUUCUCCAAGUAAUGUCCGGCAACACGGGUGAAUCUUCAGGAAAAUAUUCCGAGACUAACUUUAAAUGUAUAGCUGAUGAAGAAAAAAGUGACUGCAUCGAUUACAACAUUGAUAGAUGGAAGACAGAAGUUGGCAUUGAUAGAGUUGACCCAUCAUUGGUUGAAAGGGAAGACCAAAUCACAGAAUGCAGCACCUUUUCGCUGCCAUUAAUUUCAGAGGAAAAACUGCUUCAGGGAAAGUAUUCAGGUAAAAGCCCAUCCAAUCCUGCAAUGCAUCAUGAAGAGAAGCUGAUUCCACAACCUGCUCUUCAAGGAAUGUCUAGCAACAUAUGCGGUUUAAACACAGGUGAAACUUUCAGAGGAUCCUCAGAGACUAACACAAAAUGCAUGGCUAAUGAAGAAGACAGUGACCGCAGUGUUAAUGGUGUUGAUAGAUGGAUGACACAACAUAAUAAAAGAACUGGUCCAUUGUGGGUUGAAGGAGAGGAUCAAAUAAUAGAAUGCAGCACUUUUUCACUGCCUUUAAUCUCAGAGGAAAAGCUGUUGCAGGGAAAGUGUGCAAGUAAAAGCCUAUCUGAACCUGUAAUGUCUGUGGCAGUUGAUAAUAUACAGCAACAACAGUCUAAAGCACCUCAGCCUUGUGCAUGGCAAGUUGAUAUAGACUGUUUCAAAUCCAAGAAAAAGAAGAAACUACCCAAAAAGUAUUUAAGAGACAGAGAUGAAGACUUGCCGGCUGGUUAUGAUGAUAUUGAUGGCAUGUCUGUCAAUAAUCAAGGACCACACAGGAGAUUUUUGGCUUCUACAAAUAUUGCAAUUCAAGAAAUGAUGGCUGGAAGAAAAGUGCUAGACCUGAGAAGAUGGUAUUGUAUAAGCCGGCCUCAAUACAAGAAGUCCUGUGGUAUUUCAUCUGUGGUGUCUUGCUGGAAUUUCCUGUUUAGCUCUCUUGGUGCAGGCAGUUUACAGCCCCUCAGUCAAGAGGAUGCACUAAAUAUACUGGGAUUCAAACCACCAUUUGGAGAAAUAAGGUUUGGACCUUUCACUGGAAAUGCUACUUUAAUGAGAUGGUUCAAACAACUCUGCAAUCACUUUGGAGUGGAUGGGGAUACCUAUAUUCUGUAUAAACCAAAGGGAAAGAGUCGAACCAUUGGUUUGAGUGGAGAAGAAGCCUUACGUCAGCUCAAGAAGGGCCUUCAUAACCCUCAGAUGUCUUACAUUUAUCAUUGUUAUAACCACUAUUUUUGUCCCAUUGGAUAUGAGGAUUCACCCAUUAAAGCUGCUGACGCAUACAGGUGA
Pocillopora damicornis (cauliflower coral) is the source of this 1716-nucleotide messenger RNA. RefSeq lists its product as uncharacterized. The record is from RefSeq and is a predicted model, not a curated record. Lineage: Eukaryota; Metazoa; Cnidaria; Anthozoa; Scleractinia; Pocilloporidae.